CGUUCUUGUCCCUUCAGAAGACUGUGCCCAACACGCCCUCUAUAGAUCGGAAGAGCGUCGUGUAGGGAAAGAGUGUAGAUCUCGGUGGUCGCCGUAUCAUUAAAAAAAAAAAAAAAAAAAAAAGAAUGCUACCCGAAAGGGCACACCUCCCAAAUGAUGUAAUCCUACCUUCUUCACCCGAAUACAACGUCGCGAUCCUUCCGAUGGUCCGGUUCCGGGCCCCGACACUCUGCGCGGGAACCAACAGCAGCUUCGCCUCUUAUGCCGAAAAAAUCCGCCCCGUGACGGCAACGGUCGGGAUCUCUCCUUAUCGAGGAACCGUGGAAACGAUCGGUUCAUCUGCUGCUGCCACGUGUCGCACUCCCAGUUCGUCAGCAUGCCAUCGAGCACUACGUGGCCGGUCCUUAUCCAGGAUUGGCAGAAGGGCAUGGAAGGUACGGCAAAACGGGCUGGGGCAAUAUUGACUGGUUCAACAUGGAGUAAAGAGAGGUUUGAUGCUGAUGCAGCUGCGGAAUCUGGUGAGGACUGGAGCCGACAGCUCAUGUCGCUCACAGCGGCACUCAAGAAAGGAGAAGAGGCUCUCAAGACAGCACAUCAGCAGCUGUCCCAGAAGCUUCAAGUGGGUAGAGCUAGCACUGGCCUCAAGAAUGAAAUGCCGACCGCCACUCCUGGAGCUGCCUCAGCCUCACUGACAGCGCUAUCCUCGGGUGGUAUGCAGCAGACGGUGGCCUUGACAGAAGCCUUGAUUCAGAUGAAGGGAGACGUCUCUUCUGAAGCAUCGGAUUGGCUGUGGCAAUGGAGGCCUCUGGGGUGGGGUACUAACUUUGAGUGGGUCGAUGAGCCACCCGUUAUUAAGGUUACGGCGCCAAAGAAAGCCCUUUGCACUCUGGAUUGUAAAUUUAAGGUGGGCCUCCCAGCAGACGAUGUUUACAGAAUCUUGGUGGACCCAGAAAAUUGUCGUGUGUUCAAAAAUAUAAAGGAAGUCAAGUACCGCAGAGUACUAAAGCAAGACCAGUACCGCCAGAAAGUUGAAACUGAGCAGGCAGCAAAAUGGCGUUUUCUCUGGCUCUCGGGGACGUUCGACAUCGCACUCGAGAUCACUGAAGACAAGCGUGAUCGGCAAGUUGAUUUCAAACUUGCCCGCCCUGGAUUUAUGACAAGAUUCGAAGGGUACUGGAAUGUCCUACCUUUAGAAGACGAUUCGGCACCUCCCUCCUCCUCUUCCUCCUGCUGCUCAAAUGCCUCUGGUUCUUCACCGAAUGGCCCCCGUGCUUCUCUCGUCACUCUGCAUCAAUACAUAAUGCCAUCAGUGAUCCCUCCCCCUCCGCUCGAUCGGUAUGUUCGAGGAAUAACCGUGAAAACCACGCAUGACACAAUAACAGAUCUGCAGGGAGAGGCCUAUCGAAUCCGAAAGGGAUUAGCUAUGCUAGCAGAGGAGGAGCUAAAGAAGUUGAAAUCAGAGAUACUUCUGGUGGGAAGACAGAAAGGAGACGGCAGAAACCCGCAGCAAGGGGGAGGGGGAGGGAAAGGGGACAGAGGAGGUGGAGGUGAUGGUGAGGGAAGAAGGCUAAAGAAAUUCAGAGCCAGGAAUGCUGUGGUUGACGCUGAAGAGCCCUCCCAGCAAGCCGCACGACAUGCGCAUUCUGACCAUGCCACUGGACGAGGCACGCCCAACUCCAAGGCAGCUAGCGUAAGCUCCAUUCGAGAUCGAGCACGCGCUCUUCGGAAGCAAAGGGGUCGCCGAAAGCUUAACUCGAUUUGGCACGAUCCCACCGAUCUAGAAGAAGACAUUCUAUAUGGCAGGUAGGUUAUAUGAAAAUGGGAAAAAUAAAAAAUAAAUAAAAAUAAAUCAGAAAACAAACACACACACACAAAUCAUAAGUCCACCCGGGCUUGCCAUGGCACCUUGCCCCUCCCGCACCGGGUCCGCCACCCACCCUUCCUUAGCCUCCACAUCCUUCUCUCUAAAAUGAUGUCAAAACCCCAUAUACUUAACUGAGUUAACUCUGAACACCCUAGCUAUGGUUUAACUCUGUGAACUGGGUCUCCUUUCUACUCUAAAAAGACACCUUAGCUAUGGUUAACUUGGUUGGUUAUGGUUAACUUGGUUAACUCUGAACUCCUUACUACUCUGAACACUCUAGUUAUGGGUUAAAUUGGUUAACUCUGAACUCCUUAGUUAUGGUUAACUUGGUUAACUCUGAGCUCCUUAACUCUGAACACCUUAGUUAUGGGUUAAAUUGGUUAACUCUAAACUCCCUAGUUAUGGUUAAUAUGAUCAUCUGUUAAUAGACUGCAGUGUGCACCCUCCUGAAGUAACAUAGAAGUUUGAUUUCCUAUUCUUGGGGGAAGGAGAACUCUUUGUAGCGAGGCAGGCACUCAAAAUUAUCGAUGGCAGUCAUUGCGUAUAGAAACUUGGAAAGUUAAUAUAGUUGUCCGUAAACCAUAGUUAAGGUUUAUGGUUAACUGUGCAUGGUCAUCCAUAAACAGUGUGUGUGGCAUAUAUGCUUGCUUAUCCAUCAGCAUAUCUGUUCCGGAUGAUAUAUAUUAUAUAUGGUUAACCACUUAGUUGACGGUAAGAUUGCCGCAUUCGACUGUAGCGUAGCGUCCAGUUCACAACAAUAUAAGUCAAUGGCGGGUAUCGUUAGGACUACUACUGCUGGUACGGACGGGCCUAGCUCAGUUGCGCACACCAAUGAACUGUUGCAAUAUAC
Molecule: messenger RNA, 2714 nt
Organism: Chara braunii
Lineage: Eukaryota; Viridiplantae; Streptophyta; Charophyceae; Charales; Characeae
Source: the annotation of a GenBank genome assembly